Molecule: messenger RNA, 519 nt
Organism: Melampsora larici-populina 98AG31
Lineage: Eukaryota; Fungi; Basidiomycota; Pucciniomycetes; Pucciniales; Melampsoraceae
Exons: 6
Coding region: 1-519 (172 amino acids)
Source: RefSeq, a predicted model, not a curated record
AUGGACCCUGAGAUCCCUGGAAAUCAAUGGACCUCCAAUAGCCAAUGGCAAGGUCCACCCUCAAAAGAUGAUAUGAAUCUGCUGCAUGCUCGACUCACAGGUGAAAUUUAUCCUAAUCCAUCAAGCUUGAUCAAUGCCACACUCUUCAAUGACCCUAUUAAUUUCCCACUAAAUCAAUCAAUCUAUGUAGAUGCAACUCAAAAUAUGCGUUAUCUCCUCAAUUGUGGUGGCUUUGAAUCUUACAAGUUUGGCUGCAACAGAUUUGGUGCUCAAAUGGCUACUCAAAUUCUGACUUGUCAAUUACAACCAAAUUCAACCCAACAAAGAUACACAAGAGCAAAUGUCACAUUAGUUUUAGUUGGAAGUUUAAAACCUGGGAAAUUUGAGGAUUUGAUGAAGGGCCAAAAUGAGAUCAGUCAAUAUGCUUUGGAAGACUUAGUUUUGAAGGUUAAAGUCAAAGGUACUAAUUCUAAUGGGAAAUUAGUUUAUGAUGAUUUAAUAGGUUUACUUGGGGAGUAG